Trichomonas vaginalis G3 is the source of this 1047-nucleotide messenger RNA. Its product is annotated as phosphoprotein phosphatase protein. Gene Ontology annotation, molecular function: protein serine/threonine phosphatase activity. Gene Ontology annotation, cellular component: nucleus; cytoplasm. NCBI's taxonomy places the organism in Eukaryota, Parabasalia, Trichomonadida, Trichomonadidae. The record is from RefSeq and is a predicted model, not a curated record. The transcript has a single exon. The coding region runs from base 1 to 1047 and encodes 348 amino acids.
AUGAAACAGGAUGAUUCUCUGCCACAGAGGAUAAUUCAGUCGAUUAUAUAUUAUAUAAGAGAUAUAAGUAAGUUUAAAGAGAUAUUUUCAUCAUCAGAUCUUGAGAAAUUAAUAGACACCGUAAUUCCUAUCUUCAACAGCGAGUCAAUAGUUCUUACUUUACCAUCUGAUAUUAAUGUAGUUGGUGAUAUACAUGGAAACAUCGUUGAUCUAUUAAGAAUUUUUGAGAUAUCUGGCUAUCCUCCAGAUUCUAAAUACCUUUUCCUUGGUGACUAUGUAGACCGAGGCAAUAACGGAGUUGAAGUACUUGCAUAUUUAAUAUCUUUGAAGAUUCUUUACCCUAAUCAUAUCUACUUGCUCAGAGGCAAUCAUGAAACAAGGAAAGUAUCAAUGAACUACGGAUUUUUCUAUGAGAUUCAAAGCUCAUAUAGCUUAACAUUGUUCGGAAACUUCGUUCGCUUAUUCUACAAACUACCUUUAGCUGCAAUUAUUGCAGAUUCCAUAUUUUGUGUUCAUGGUGGCAUAUCAAAAGAGAUGAAUUAUAUAAGUGACUUAGCACUUCUACAAAAACCAACAGAGAUUUCUUCUCAAACCAUACCUUGUGAUAUCCUUUGGAGUGAUCCAUUGGAUAACUGUCCAAAUUUUGUGGCAAAUAAUAGAGGAUUGGAAUGUUUCUUUAAUGAAAGUGCAUUGAAGGCCUUUCUUCAUAGAAAUAACCUGAGUAGACUAAUUAGAUCUCAUGAGUUUUGUAAUUCUGGAUACAAUUAUCCAUUUCAAGGUUACAAUAUCUGUACUGCAAUAUUUAGUAAUACAGACUACUGUGGAAAAGGAAAUAACGCAGCGAUAAUGUAUAUUAGUGAUAUUGAAGAGAUUCAAUUUCAUAUAUUUAAGCCUCUCGAUGCGGAAAAGAAGAAUAACCUUGUUUUUGCACAACCAAAGUGGUUGAUUGAUCAUUCAAUCAAAUUUGACUUGAACAGCAGUUACCUUGACGAUCUUGAAGAAUAUAGCAGUCCUGGUUCAUCACCUAUUGCCCUCAAGCUCCUUUAG